Messenger RNA from Rhinopithecus roxellana (golden snub-nosed monkey), 1329 nucleotides. It is a transcript of the gene HAPLN4, whose product is annotated as hyaluronan and proteoglycan link protein 4. Gene Ontology annotation, biological process: cell adhesion. Gene Ontology annotation, molecular function: hyaluronic acid binding. The record is from RefSeq and is a predicted model, not a curated record. NCBI's taxonomy places the organism in Eukaryota, Metazoa, Chordata, Mammalia, Primates, Cercopithecidae.
AUGAGGCGGGAUCUGGGGAUCUGGGGCCAAGGGAGGGGGGAGUCUCGGGGCGUGGGUUAUUGCAGGAGCGAGGAUGUGAGGUCCCAGGAGGAGGAGGGGGAGUUAUGCGGGACCCCGGAAAGGGUGUGCGCUCGGGCGGCCCUCGGUCUCGGCGCGCUCUGGGCAGCGGCCUGGGGCGUCCUGCUGCUCACAGCCCCCGCCGGGGCGCAGCGUGGCCGGAAGAAGGUCGUGCACGUGCUGGAGGGUGAGUCGGGCUCGGUAGUGGUACAGACAGCGCCCGGGCAGGUGGUAAGCCACCGGGGUGGCACCAUCGUCUUGCCCUGCCGCUACCACUAUGAGGCAGCCGCCCAUGGUCACGACGGCGUCCGGCUCAAGUGGACAAAGGUAGUGGACCCGCUGGCCUUCACCGACGUCUUCGUGGCACUAGGCCCCCAGCACCGGGCAUUCGGCAGCUACCGUGGGCGGGCUGAGCUGCAGGGCGACGGGCCUGGGGAUGCCUCCCUGGUCCUCCGCAAUGUCACGCUGCAAGACUACGGGCGCUAUGAGUGCGAAGUCACCAAUGAGCUGGAAGACGACGCUGGCAUGGUCAAGCUGGACCUAGAAGGCGUGGUCUUUCCCUACCAUCCCCGUGGAGGCCGAUACAAGCUGACCUUCGCGGAGGCGCAGCGCGCAUGCGCCGAGCAGGACGGUAUCCUAGCAUCUGCAGAACAGCUGCACGCGGCCUGGCGCGACGGCCUCGACUGGUGCAAUGCAGGCUGGUUGCGCGACGGCUCAGUGCAAUACCCGGUGAACCGACCCCGGGAGCCCUGCGGCGGCCUAGGAGGGACCGGGAGCGCAGGGGACGGCGGUGAUGCCAACGGGGGCGUGCGAAACUACGGGUAUCGCCAUAACGCCGAGGAACGCUAUGACGCCUUCUGCUUCACGUCCAACCUGCCGGGGCGCGUGUUCUUCCUGAAGCCGCUGCGGCCUGUACCCUUCUCUGGAGCUGCCCGCGCGUGUGCUGCCCGUGGCGCGGCCGUGGCCAAGGUGGGGCAGCUGUUCGCCGCGUGGAAGCUGCAGCUGCUGGACCGCUGCACCGCGGGUUGGCUGGCCGAUGGCAGCGCGCGCUACCCCAUUGUGAACCCGCGGAAGCGCUGCGGAGGCCGCCGGCCUGGUGUGCGCAGCCUCGGCUUCCCGGACGCCACCCGACGGCUCUUUGGCGUCUACUGCUACCGCGCUCCAGGAGCACCGGACCCGGCACCCGGCGGCUGGGGCUGGGGCUGGGCGGGCGGCGGCGGCUGGGCAGGGGGCGCGCGCGAUCCUGCUGCCUGGACCCCGCUGCGCGUCUAG